Molecule: messenger RNA, 2484 nt
Organism: Saccoglossus kowalevskii
Lineage: Eukaryota; Metazoa; Hemichordata; Enteropneusta; Harrimaniidae
Product: long-chain fatty acid transport protein 2-like
Biological process (GO): long-chain fatty acid metabolic process; long-chain fatty acid import into cell
Cellular component (GO): endoplasmic reticulum membrane; plasma membrane
Molecular function (GO): long-chain fatty acid-CoA ligase activity; long-chain fatty acid transmembrane transporter activity
Source: RefSeq, a predicted model, not a curated record
AUGACUUCCCCUGGUGCUAUUGACAAAAGACUCAAAGUCGCAACCGGUGCUGCGGCAGCCGCCGGUCUGGUGAGAUUCCUGUAUCCAUAUUUUGGACGAGAUUACAACGCUGUUCGAAGCGGACGAGCUUUUGCUAAAUAUGUCAAAGGAAACCUUGCUAAAAAUCGUUAUAUUGUGGACCUGUUCGAAGAUGCCGUUGAACGAGACCCCUACAAGACGUUCAUCAUCUACGAAAAUACUAUCUAUACAUAUGGUGACAUUAAUACAAUGGCCAACAAACUCGCUAAUUUCGCCCGAGGAAAAGGAUUUAAGGUUGGUGACUGUGCGGCCAUAUUAAUGUACAACGAACCGGCUUAUAUUUGGAGUUAUCUGGGUUUCGCCAAGCUUGGUAUGAAAUGCGCUUUUAUAAAUUACAAUCUGCGAGCAGAAUCGUUGAUAAACUGUCUUGAUGUCACUGAUGCUAAAAUACUCAUGCUGGCAGAUGACCCCAGGCUCCUUUCAACAGUUGAAAAUAUUGCUGGGGAGCUAGAACAACGAAAUAUUGGAAUAUGGACAACAGGUUGCAAUGAGAAAACAAAAUUCCGGAAUAUAGAUGAUGACUUGGCAAACAUAUCAGAUCAGGCCAUACAGAGGGAAGUACGAAGUGCUAUAUUGUACAGUGAUGUAUCAAUAUACAUUUUCACUUCCGGCACCACGGGCCACCCUAAAGCAUCGCGGAUUUCAUAUUUUCGACAGAUGAGGGCAAUGUUCACGUUUAAUAUCCUUGGAGUCAAUUCAAACGAUUGUACGUACAUUUGCCUGCCUCUGUACCAUUCGUCAGCGACCAUGCUGAGUUUUGGAUCCGUGGUACGAUCCGCAUCCAGCAUGGUCCUUGCAAGAAAGUUUUCAAUCCAUAAAUUCUGGGAUGACUGUCGUCGCCAUGGUGUCACUAUUAUAUUCUAUAUUGGGGAAACUUGCCGGUACCUUCUCAGUCUACCUGAGCAUCCUGACGACAAGCGGAACUCUGUUAGAGUUGCCAUAGGAAACGGACUCAGGCCAGACAUAUGGAAACGUUUUCAGCAGCGAUUCAACAUACCUCUUAUACACGAGUUCUACGGAGCUACAGAGGGAAACUACUAUUCUGCGAACACGGACAAUACAAUUGGAGCCGUUGGUCGUCUCUCUCCUCUAAUCAAGUACCUCACUGGGUUUCAUGUGGUCAAGUUCGAUUAUGAAACAGCAGAACCAGUUAGGGAUUCCAAAGGUCGAUGCAUCCCCACCAAACUAGGUACUGCUGGUCUACUUAUAAAUCGCAUCACUGAAAUCGCACGAUUCGAGGGAUAUGCUGGUAAUAAAGACUUGACUGAAAAGAAGAUUAUUAGGAAUGCAUUCGUAGACGGCGACGCUUACUUCAACACUGGUGACGUCAUGAUGCUGGACAAGAACUAUUAUUUGUAUUUUGUGGACCGACUUGGCGAUACCUUCAGAUGGAAAGGUGAGAACGUUGCUACUACCGAGGUGUCGGACAUUGUGGCUAUGUUUCCAGGCAUCUCUGAAGCCAAUGUUUAUGGUGUUAAAGUACCUGGACAAGACGGGCGAGCUGGGAUGGCCGCUAUAGUAGUGAAAGACGAAACUACAUUCAGCAUGCAAGAAUUUCACAACUACAUCACAUCAUCUUUGCCUUUGUACGCAUGCCCCAAAUUUCUCCGAAUCAUGGAAACCAUAGACACAACGGCUACGUUUAAGCACAGAAAAAUUGAUCUGAUUCGUGAAGGGUUCGAUCCGGAGAAAAUCAGACAGAAACUUUAUUUUUACGAUUUUGAUAACAAAACAUAUUCCCCCUUAGAUAGUGCUGCAUACAGUAAAAUUGUUAUCGAACAAUACAACAGGUUGUGCCAUGGUUGGAUAUUAGUCAAGCUGCUGUCACUGAUUCCUUGCCAGCAAUGGAUAUCACAGUUAGCCAAGUUUGACUUUGAUAUUGCAUACCGCCCAGGCAGAAGCAAUGCUAAUGCUGAUGGCUUGUCAAGAAUGCCAAGAAAAGAUGUUGAAGAGACUCCGAGAGCGCAGUUACUUCUACCAAAGAAGCUUAGAUGUGAUGAUUAUGGUCUUCAUAUUUCAAAUGUUCAUUUUAGGUUUGAUAAUACCAUGGAUUUAGUUGUGGCACAAUUUCAUUGGCCCAUGAUGCGAUCUUUUAUGAAGCAAUUAUGCAAUUCAUGUAAGAGAUGUGUUCUUAGAAAGUCAAUCACUGCUACAACCAGAGUACCGUUGUUCAAUAUCCUUAUCACAGAACCACUUAAACUGGCUCUUCACCUUCCUAUUGAUUUAGCUUUUGAUCUUUGUGAGGAUGACAAUCUUCGGCAUAGAUUGAAGUCAUCAUAUGCUGAGGCGAUUGCUCAGACUGACUUAUCAAGGCAAAAACAAAAGAUCAAUUAUGAUAAGAAGUCAAACAAUACAUUGCUGGAGCUCAACCUUGAGAUAGAGUUCUUUAUCAAGACAAGACUCUAG